AUGCCGGAGUCCAGAGACAGACUGUCGAGGCCCGUUGAAAUUGCCCAAGUCUUCGCUAGAAGGCGCUCUGGGGCUCUGGGGAUUUUGGUAGACGAGCAAGAAACAAAUAUAAACUUGUUCGGAUCUCCAGUUCAUCGAGCAGGAGCACAAACAGCACUUGGAUCAACGCCGGCGCGUAGAUCGAUGGUCCUGGGUGGUGGUUCAGGACGAGGUGGUGGGCUUAGAAGGGCCAGUUUCGGGACUCCACGAACCGGAAAUGGGCGUGGUCGGAAUCUGCGUGGAACUCCGGGAGGAAGGGAGAACACGCCGGCGGGAGGUGCUCGACGCGGAAGGGGACUUAGUGUGUUACCAGCUUGGUAUCCAAGAACUCCUCUUCGUGAUAUCACAGCCAUUGUGAGGGCUAUUGAAAGGAGAAGAGCUAGCUUGAGAGAGUUGGAGGGCCAGCAGGUGGAGACUCCUGUGACUCAUGAAAGGAGGAUUGUUGAUUCUCCUGUAAUGCCAUCAGAUGUUCAAGUUGAGCAGCAGGGCUCUACCCGGUCUCCAAACCCAACAGUUGCAGUCAGUAGAUGCCCGCCUUCUGUCGGUAAAGUGUUUAAGAUUCUUCUUGAUGUCACCAAUCAGACUGCAGAGGAAUCAGAGGCUCUUACACCUCAGAGGAAGCUUCUGAAGUCAAUUGACACAGUUGAGAAGCUUGUUACAGAGGAGUUGCAGAAGUUGAAGAGGACCCCAACUGCCAAGAAAGCAGAAAGAGAGAAAAAGGUACGCACAUUAAUGUCAAUGCGCUGAUCGACUAGUGUCAUGCACCAAUCUGAAAAGGUAGAUCCAGAGAUUUCAGAAGGCUGCACAGCUAUAAUAUCAUUUUCUGAUGAUAGAAUGUUGGACAUCUGAUCAUCUUCUGAUGAUGGCAUGGUGGAAGUUUAUCAUUUUCUGAUGAUGAUAUCAUUCAACUUUUUCUCAAAGUUUCUUCAUCAAUUAUCAUCUUCUGAUGAUAUGCUAGAUGGCUUAUCAUCUUCUGGUGAUAUCACAGUGAUAUUGAUCAUCUUCUGGUGAUACUUUCUGUUGGAAGAAAAAAACUUUGCUUACCAUAUAGCUUACACUCUUUUAUUCUCAAUGCAUUUGACAUCUGAUUGAAGAAUUUAAGAUGAGUUGGAGAAUAUGUUUGCUGCCACUGAGGAAGGUUUUAGGGAGAAUAUGUAGGAAUUUAGAGUUUCUUCUUGAAAAGGUCUAUUGUAGAAAUACUGGAUAUUGUUUCCAUAAAGUGUAUAUAAAACUAUUAGUUCAGUCUCUGAUUUGUCUAGCAGGA
Carica papaya (papaya) is the source of this 1303-nucleotide messenger RNA. Lineage: Eukaryota; Viridiplantae; Streptophyta; Magnoliopsida; Brassicales; Caricaceae. The record is from RefSeq and is a predicted model, not a curated record.